Dreissena polymorpha is the source of this 3062-nucleotide messenger RNA. Its product is annotated as proton myo-inositol cotransporter-like. NCBI's taxonomy places the organism in Eukaryota, Metazoa, Mollusca, Bivalvia, Myida, Dreissenidae. The transcript has 9 exons. The record is from RefSeq and is a predicted model, not a curated record. The coding region runs from base 198 to 1985 and encodes 595 amino acids. Gene Ontology annotation, cellular component: membrane. Gene Ontology annotation, biological process: transmembrane transport. Gene Ontology annotation, molecular function: myo-inositol:proton symporter activity.
UACUCAGAUUCGCAAACGCGCUUGUUUGUCCGCCCGUCACAGUCGCCCAUCACCGCCUUCAGUUUUAGCGGCGAUAAUUUUAAUCAACCAAGUUAUAACUGUCUUUAUCAAAUGCAAUCAUUUGUACGUGAUUAACGUAGAUUGGAAAAUAUAGUUACAAAAGUUGUUACAUACCUGGGUCGUUUUCGCUUAUUAAAAUGGGUGCUGAAAACGGAAGCAAGUACGAAGCAUCGGUAAACUCGGACAAGGACGAUAAAGGAUCCAACUUUUACGUAUACUAUUUGACAUGUUUCGCCACGAUCGGCGGCCUGCUGUUCGGAUACGAUACGGGCAUUAUUUCCGGUUCAAUGCUGCUGAUCGGAGAUAAUUGGAGCCUCACCACGAUCUGGAAGGAGCUGAUAGUGAGCGCCACCGUCGGCGCGGCGGCCAUAUUCGCCCUGAUCGCCGGCUACCUGACGGACUACAUCGGCCGGAAGAAGGUGGUCAUGAUUGCAAGUGUCAUCUUCACCAUUGGCGCCGUCAUCAUGGGGGCUUCCACCAACAAGGAGAUGCUCCUCGUUGGUAGACUCGUCGUCGGCGCCGGCAUAGGUUUCGCCUCGAUGUCGAUCCCGGUGUACGUGGCGGAGGCGUCACCGCCUGCAAUCCGUGGCCGCCUGGUGACCAUCAAUCAGCUCUUCAUCACCAUCGGCAUCGUCAUAUCCAGCGUCGUCGCCGGCCUGUUUAGUGUCAACAAGCAGGACGGGUGGAGGUACAUGCUGGGACUGGCGGGCAUACCGAGCGUCAUCCAGUUCUUCGGCUUCUUUGGGCUUCCGGAGAGCCCCCGUUGGCUCAUGGAGAAGGGGCGAAGGGACGACGCCCGGAAGGCGCUUCAGCAGAUCCGCAAGGUGCAGGGAGUGGAGAACGAGCUGCAGGAGAUACAGGACGCCAUCGACGAGCAGAAGAAACUGGAAACGGGCAAGGGUGUGCUGAUGCGUAUGCUGGGAACUCAGCCUGUGAGGCGAGCCCUGGUGCUUGGAUGUGGCAUGCAACUCUUCCAACAGCUGUGCGGCAUCAACACCGUCAUUUACUACAGCGCGUCUAUUCUGAAACUGGCCGGAUUUCCAGUGGAGUUGGCCAUAUGGCUCGUGUGUGUGCCUAAUGUCGUCAACUGCCUGUGUACCUUCAUCGGUAUCUGGUUGGUGGAGCGAAGCGGCCGCCGAUGGCUCACAAUAAUGAGCAUGAUAGGUGUGAUGAUCGGACUGGCGGUGCUCGCCAUCGGUUUCCAGCUCUCCAUUGUUUACACGCCAGACAUCAAAGUGUUCGAGGCCGGAACUGACGGAAACCUGUUCUCCAACGCAUCUAGCCAAUGCUUCGCGUACAGUAAAUGCGAGGCGUGCAUAAGUAACGAGUACUGCGGCUUCUGUUACGAAAAGGAGAGCCCCGCGUCCACUGGCAGCUGCCUCCCGGCAUUCAAAGACCACCCGGAGCAGUACGCGUUUUUCUCCGAGAACACCACGGCUAAUGGGGACGUGGAGUCACAUUUCCGGUGCAACGCGACGAACGUGUGGGAUCUUGAGCGCAGUAAGCGCACUUACUACUGGGCAGAUAGCUACUGUCCCACUGACUACAGCUGGAUGGCGAUACUGGGGCUGGCGUUAUUCGUCAUGGGCUUCGCGCCAGGUCUCGGGCCCAUGCCUUGGACGAUCAACUCAGAGAUCUACCCUCUGUGGGCGCGCAGUACGGGUACCUCCCUGGCUACAGCAACCAACUGGGUGUUCAACCUGAUUGUCUCACUUACCUUCCUCUCGCUUCUCGAGUCUAUUGGAAAGUACGGCACGUUCUGGCUGUAUUUUGGUAUCUGCUUCCUGGGUCUGAUAUUCAUGUUCUUAAUGCUGCCGGAGACCAAGAACCGUUCCCUGGAGGAGGUGCAGGAACUCUUCAUGUCCAAGGAGUACAAGGCCAAGCUCAGUCAGGACAAGGGCAAGGCACCAGACACGCACUUCUAGACCCCACAGCUGCCACCGGACAGGCCCGCAUGGCGAUAGAUUGCCGUCAUAAUAACAUGAUUUGGGUGCUUCAUUUGUUUAAAUGAAUGAUGACAUGGCGGUCUUGCACAUUUUGUGACAUCUUUUUGUCUUUUACUUCUUGGGGAACUAAAUUUUGUCAUAGUAAUUACGAUUCUGCAUUUAGCAAUAUGUACACAGUUGUAAAAAUGAUUUAAUGGAUUCUAUGGUGUGGCCCUUUUGACUCCAGGGGCAUUACCGGUAUUGAACAAAGUUUGUAGAGAACCAAAAUACAAUGUUACCUACCAAAUAUGAAACAUGUGUGCCUUGUCGUAUUAGAGGAAACAUUAUUGUGAUCUAGAAGUCUAUAUACUGUCUGUAUUUAAGCACCUGGAUGUGGCAAGGUUUGACCCCACAAUGUUGAAUACCUAAUAUAUUAUCUGGACGUUUUAGUUUGUAAGAUGAAGUCUAUAUUAUCAAUAAUAAUCUAAGUUAAAAAAGGGUAUUUAACUUUUAACAUUUUGACAUUCACAACUUGAUAUCAUACAGAAUAGUACAAGCAAGAUUGCAUAAAUAAUGACAAGUGAUGGGGAACAUUUUCUGCAAAUUUGAUUCAUCGGACAGUCAAACAGAUCCAUUCCAUUCAAAAUCCAUUCAAUUUUAUUGACUCAUGAAAAUAAUUGUAAUAAAAUGUAUAUACAUGAACACGGAAAACGUUUUAUAUUUUAAUUUCUACAUCAAUAUUUCAGCUUGAACAGAAAUAUUUUUUUAUUCAUAUACAUGCCCAAACUGAAAUAUCAUUAUUUUGAAUAACGUGCAAAAAAAUGUCGCAAUUUUAAUUCGUUUAAAUCAAAUAAAUCACUUUCCAUUUUAGAGCAUUAUAACUUGUAGGGAACAAGGUCUCGUCAUCUCACAUGCUUCAUACCUGCACUGUAAACUUCAUCAGAAUAUGUGAAUAUGAUUUCACAGUAGUCUCAUAGUAAAUAGUUCUUGCAUUAUAGUAUUUUCGCAUUUCUACUGGAUAUAUACGAUACAUAUAUAUAUAUACAUGUGCUUAAUAUAAUAAACAGAAACACAAUA